CUUUUCCUCACUCGUUACACAAUGUACUAUUCUAUAACGAGUGAAUGAAUAUAUCUAAAUACGGAUAUGACAAGUUUUAAUGAAAUGAUUUCCGAAUCAUGGCUGAAUUUAUUAAGGAUGUAGAUUUUGGAGUUAUGGAAUCAAAUUUAUUAAAAUAUGAUGGAGGUGAAAUAUUUCUUUCAAAGGAAUAUUUUGAAGAAGGAAUAGCUAUAAUUUAUUUGAACCACCCCCGAAAAAGAAAUGCUAUUAGUGGAAAAAUGAUGGUAGAUUUUCGAAGAUGUCUAAAUGAAUUGGAAGAAUGGAAAGAAGGAAAAUCUGUCUUACUCUGCGGUUUAGGAUCAAACUUUUGUUCCGGAGGAGAUUUGGAUUUCGCAAGAUCCGCUGGAACGCCAAAAGAAGGAUAUUAUAUGAGUUGCAUUAUGCAGGACAUCCUUAAAAGAUUUAGGGGACUUCCUCUAAUUACUGUUUCUCUUCUGCAUGGACCCACGUUAGGAGGUGGGGCAGAGAUAUCUAUUUUCUCUGAUUAUAUUUUAGUAGCAGAUAAUGCUCAAAUAGGGUUUGUUCAAGGAAACAUGGGACUUAUAACUGCAUUUGGAGGAACGACGAGGCUUGUCCAGCUUAUCGGUGAAAGAAAAGCAAUGGAAAUGCUUUUAACGUCAAAAGUUUACAGUGCUGAAGAAUGUAUUUCCAUAAGUCUAGCUGAUAAAAUAGUUAAUACUUCAAGUAAGAUGGAGGAAGCUUUAAAUUUUAUCAAACAGUUCAUAGUUCAUGACUGUACAAUUAUUCACAAUUACAAAAGAGUUCUAGCAUUUGGUUUAAGUAAUAACUUUGAAAAAAGUUUGGAUGUUGAACGUGAUUUAUUUUACCCCACUUGGGGUAGUGAGCUUAAUCGUAACGCGUUAGCUAAACAUAUUCGACAUAUAACUAAAUAAAAAAGUUACUACACUUGUACUUCCACCUUAUAUAAUUUGAGAAAAUAUUCUCAUUACUUCUUAAUGAAAAAUUUGACAGGUACUCAGUUUAAUAACGGUAAACAACAGUGGAAUGUUAUACUUUCACGAGGCCCUGAACAAAUAUAAAUUUUGGGUCCCGCAGCUACAAAAUUCUGUAAAGGAACGUAAAUUUUAAAGAUUGCACAAAAAUUAUUAAUUUUACGAACUUAGUGUUGACACAGGCAAUAUAGCUAAUGCUGGAAACUGGCAACCCAAAAAGGAUGCAGGCUCUUCUGAGCU
This is a messenger RNA of Anoplophora glabripennis (Asian longhorned beetle), 1232 nucleotides long. Its product is annotated as ethylmalonyl-CoA decarboxylase-like. Gene Ontology annotation, biological process: fatty acid beta-oxidation. The transcript is spliced from 4 exons. The record is from RefSeq and is a predicted model, not a curated record. Lineage: Eukaryota; Metazoa; Arthropoda; Insecta; Coleoptera; Cerambycidae. Gene Ontology annotation, molecular function: enoyl-CoA hydratase activity. The coding region runs from base 99 to 932 and encodes 277 amino acids. Gene Ontology annotation, cellular component: cytosol.